CAAGUGGGACAUUUCAUGUCACUUGUUUAGAUUAUCGAUUUUGAUACAAUUUAGAAUUUAUUUUGACGUCCAUGAAAAUAUUGCCUUAAAGAUCUCAAUGACAAACACGUGGCAAUAGGUUUAGAUCCGUCUCUCCUAUUUUCUUGUUAUCAUCAAUCAGCUUCGAAUAAAGAACAAAUACUUGGCUUAUGAUUUCUAAACUUUAAAGCAUCACGAUGUUGAAAUUACGUAAUAUUUUUAAGGUUUCUGAAGAUCUUAUCUUCAAUGACACAUCCCGAUUGUCUUUCUCAAGAAGGCCUAGAGCAUUUGUCACCUCUUCAAAACCUUUACUCAAGAACACGGAUGAGAAAGUGGAAGAAACAUGUGCAGAGGUAACAGAAGCAGCUGAGGAAGUUAAGGAAGGAUUCGAGCAGGUUUCAAAAAUGAAAAAAGAUGUUAAAGGAAAGGUAUUGGAGGCAAAAGGUGGUUUGGUAAAGCGGGCAAGGGAAAAUGUGGUCGAUGUUGCUGCCCAAAAAGCUAAAGAAAAAGUAAUAAAAAAUAUCAAAUGAGGAACCUGAUGUAUGUAUCUCUUGAAUGUGUUAUAUUCCAUAUUUUAUCAAACUUAUAUGUUCUCUAAUUAAUGCACUUUUGAAUAGAAUCGAUAUUCGACUUGUUAUGGGGA
This is a messenger RNA of Lactuca sativa (garden lettuce), 661 nucleotides long. RefSeq lists its product as uncharacterized. NCBI's taxonomy places the organism in Eukaryota, Viridiplantae, Streptophyta, Magnoliopsida, Asterales, Asteraceae. The record is from RefSeq and is a predicted model, not a curated record.